This is a messenger RNA of Lithohypha guttulata, 1833 nucleotides long. It is a transcript of the gene PTC6, whose product is annotated as Protein phosphatase 2C 6. The coding region runs from base 1 to 1833 and encodes 610 amino acids. Lineage: Eukaryota; Fungi; Ascomycota; Eurotiomycetes; Chaetothyriales; Trichomeriaceae. The transcript has a single exon. Gene Ontology annotation, biological process: protein dephosphorylation. The record is from RefSeq and is a predicted model, not a curated record. Gene Ontology annotation, molecular function: [pyruvate dehydrogenase (acetyl-transferring)]-phosphatase activity; cation binding. Gene Ontology annotation, cellular component: mitochondrion.
AUGUCAUGGCUCGGCGGAAGCGUCGAAGCUGCCAUGCUACACGGCAGCAGGCUCAACGCUGAGAGGUAUGCUGAGCUUCUACCACAGUACAUUCGCCAGGCUUCACGGGAUCGACCGAAGCUCCAUCUACCCGUCUACAGACACGAUGGCAAUUUCCAGCGGCGACAUUUUCAUGAUUACUUCGUAACCCACCUGCCAUCAUCCUCAUUGCACCCAGACUCGCGGCCAGCAGCAGGAGCCUCCCAGAAGCUCGAUCGCAAAGCCUCAACCCCGCACACAGGCGGUAAUCGAGCUGUCCCUCCGGCACAUUCUACGAUCGCAAGAGACACUACAGUAGUGAGAAUUCCUCUUAAGAGCGCGAAGCAUCACUAUGGCGCAUGUGUAUCAAGAGGAAGCAGGCCUUACAAUGAAGACUCCCAUCAAGCAGGAGUCAUUGAAAUGCCGGCUUUCUCCAAACGACCUCCGAAGUCUGUACAGCUGAAACCUGCAGCUGGAGAGGCUCGAGGUGUAGGUACCGCGAAAGGCGAUCCACAGGUCUUCUACUUUGGGGUCUUCGAUGGGCACGGCGGAGCAGAAUGUAGUGGAUAUCUGAAGGAUGAGCUACAUGGCUACCUCGAGCGAACAGCCGAGCAGUUCCAGCUUCAGUCAACCUUGCAGAACCGCUCAGGAAAGAUAGCUGUAGGUAGUGAAGGAGAAAAUGUAAAAAAGGAAGCCAGGAAAGCCCUUGAUUCCGUGAACAUAGCUCGCAAGGAGGAUGUGCCUGAGAAAGUCGCGCAGGGACAUCAGGACAGCGAAGAGCCCGCAUCUAUGGGGAGCGCCGAGCCAGUCUCGCAGGAUGCAGAUCAGAACAGCAUCAGAGAACUGGAAAAAGACUUGGUACAAAACUGGAAGAAGCUUGUUGGUGGCUAUUUCCGACGUUUCAAACCUGCCUACUUCUCCAUAUACGGUUCCAAUACCGAGUCCGAGAAAGACCCAAAAUCCGACAAUACUAGGGAACAGGAAGCCGAAGGUUCUGUGAUCGAAGAGGUUGUAACGUAUGCUUUUCUGAAAGCCGACUACGAUUUUGUGUCAGCCCAGGCUGCUAGGGAAGCAGAAUCUCGUGACGCUGUGAAGGCAGAAAAGCCUCUGAACGAUGACGAUGACCAUAUACUUGGCUCGCCCGAGGCAAGAGAGCUAAAGAAGCAAAGACACAGGUCAUUCAAAGGCGGCAGUACGUGUAGUAUUGCUAUUGUCUCCACUCCCACUCCGACUCCUUUUUGGAACCCAUCGACUUCCUCUUCGAUGCUGGUGGCACAUGUUGGCGAUACCAGAGUACUACUCUGCUCGACGGCUACUGGUGUGGCUGUUCCUUUGACGACAGACCAUCAUCCUUCUUCGCCUGUUGAGGCGACCCGACUACGACGAUAUGCAGCCACUUUUGUGACCGACUCGUUUGGAGAAGAACGGAUAUCAGGACUAGCUAAUACAAGAGCAUUUGGGGAUAUUGGAUCGAAACGGAUAGGAGUCAGCGCCGAACCCGAGAUCCGUCGAGUCGAGCUUGGCGCUGCUGAGUAUUCUUUUAUGGUGCUGGUCUCGGAUGGAGUGUCUGGCACACUCGGCGACCAGGAGAUCGUUGACAUUGUUAAAGAGGCUAAGACACCUGAACAAGCUGCUCGAGACAUUGUCAAUUUUGCUACAGAAGUCACUACAGAAGGUGAUAAUGCUACUUGUCUUGUGGUCCGUCUUGGCGGAUGGGAGCGGCGCCAAGAGGGCGGAUUUGGCAGUAUGGGCACCAAGGAGAGUCGCGACUACAAGAGACAGGAUGCAAUGAACCCGCGCAGCAGUAUGAGGUAG